Arachis ipaensis is the source of this 2617-nucleotide messenger RNA. RefSeq names its product hyperosmolality-gated Ca2+ permeable channel 2.3 (gene HYP1). Gene Ontology annotation, cellular component: plasma membrane. The record is from RefSeq and is a predicted model, not a curated record. Gene Ontology annotation, molecular function: calcium-activated cation channel activity. Lineage: Eukaryota; Viridiplantae; Streptophyta; Magnoliopsida; Fabales; Fabaceae.
UUUAAAAGUAAUCUAUUCAAAAUAUAAAUCUGUAAAUAAUAAUAAUUGCAGCGCAGAGUAAGAGUCGGUUCCUGCAUCGUCUUUUGUUUCUGCUACUUCUGUGAGUUGUGUCGUUACUCAAUUCACGUGCUUAUCUCUUUCGCUGCUUCUGCGCAAUACAGGUCUACAGUUGUGUUAUCACGUGUCAAGAGCUGAAACUUCUGGUGUCAAAUCCGAAUUUAAAUUAUGAUUCUUUCUGCUCUUUUGACUUCCGUUGCCAUUAAUCUUGGCCUCUGUCUUUUAUUUUUCACCCUAUACUCUAUAUUGCGAAAGCAGCCUGGUAAUGUUACUGUCUAUGCACCACGCUUAGUUGCUGAAGGAAAAGUUAAAGAGGGUGGUCAAUUUAACUUGGAGCGGUUGCUACCUACUGCUGGAUGGGUGAGAAAGGCAUGGGAGCCUUCGGAGGAAGAAUUUUUGUCAAACGCAGGCCUAGAUGCUUUUGUCUUCAUGCGCAUAUUUAUCUUUAGUUUAAAAGUAUUUACAUUUGGAGGAAUAAUUGGAAUGUGCGUUCUUCUCCCAAUUAAUUACUUGGGGACUCAGCUUAAAGAUGAAUCAGAUUUUCAGCACAAGUCUUUGGACUCGUUCACUAUAUCUAAUGUUAACAACGGUUCAAACAGGUUAUGGAUCCAUUUUAGUGCUGCCUAUGUUUUCACUGGAGUUGUUUGCUAUCUUCUUUAUUAUGAGUAUGCUUACAUUUCAUCAAAAAGAAUUGCUUGCUUUUAUUCAUCCAAACCUCAGCCUCAUCAGUUUACCUUGUUAGUCCGUGGUGUUCCUAUUCCACCUGGAAGCACAUGUAGUGAGACUGUUGAGCGUUUUUUCCAGGAGUAUCACCCUUCUACGUAUCUUUCACAUUCUGUGAUCCGUCGAAGCAGUAGACUUCAAAAUCUUACUGCUGAUGCAGAUAAAAUGUACAAAAAGCUAACCCGUUUGAAAUCAAAAAGUGAUGCUCCUCAAAGUCAAAGGCGCGAUGGUCUUUUUGGACUUUUCGGGCGUAAAGUUGAUCUUUUGGAUCACUAUGAAAGAAGAUUGGGAGACCUGGAAGAUAAUGUCCGAAUGGAACAAUCAUCAGUGACAGCCAAGGAAGUUCCAGCUGCCUUUGUCUCAUUUAAGACAAGAUUUGGUGCUGCCAUAGCUCUACACAUUCAAGAAGGUGUCAAUCCCACAGAAUGGGUUACUGAGCAAGCACCCGAGCCUCGUGAUGUUUAUUGGCCUUUCUUCACUGUUUCCUUCAUUCGAAGAUGGAUAAGCAAGCUGGUAGUUUUUGUUGCAUGUGCUACUCUUACAGUUUUAUUUUUAAUCCCAGUGGCAAUUGUACAAGGAUUGACACAUCUUGAUCAGUUGGAAACCUGGUUCCCUUUUCUUACAGGCAUACUGAGACUGUCUGUUGUGAGCCAAGUUGUAACAGGAUACCUUCCCAGUUUGAUUCUUCAAUUGUUUCUAUCCUUUGUUCCACCUAUUAUGAUUCUGCUUUCAUCCAUGCAAGGAUACAUAUCACUGAGUCAGAUUCAAAAGAGUGCAUGUACUAAAGUAUUAUUGUUUACCAUAUGGAACAUUUUCUUUGCAAAUGUACUAUCAGGGUCAGCUCUUUAUCGAGUGAACGUCUUUCUUGAGCCCAAAGAGAUUCCCAGAGUACUAGCUGAAGCUGUACCAUCACAGGCAUCGUUUUUCAUAGCAUAUGUUGUCACAACUGGGUGGACCACUAUAGCGUCGGAACUCUUUCAAUUGACUACACUUCUAUACAAUUUUAUUAGUAGAACUUUUAGUAGCAACAGUGAUGAUGAUUUUGAGCCCCCAUCAAUUCCUUACCACAGUGAAAUUCCCAGGAUUCGCCUCUUUGGUCUUCUUGGUGUAACAUACUUCAUCCUUGCUCCACUAAUACUGCCAUUUCUCUUGGUCUACUUUUGUUUGGGAUACAUCAUUUUCCGCAACCAGUUCCUAAAAGUUUAUGUGCCCAAGUAUGAGACUGGGGGACAAUUUUGGCCAACAGUGCACAACUCCACAAUUUUUUCAUUGAUAUUGAUGCAUGUAAUAGCCAUUGGAAUUUUUGGCCUGAAAACGCUUCCUCUGGCAUCUGCAUUGACUAUUCCUCUUCCAAUUCUCACACUUCUAUUCAACGAGUAUUGCCAGAAUCGGUUCUUCCCCAUGAGAAGGACAGAGCAGACCAAAAUGACCAUAACAUGUCGGAAUUCUAUGAUACAAUGGCCAAUGCAUAUAAUGAUCCAGCCCUGAUGCCAAUCAGAUACUCCGAUAGGCCCAACAGCAACCGCGAUCCGCUACUUCAUAAUUCUCAAGUUUAAGUUUGCAACUUUGCGGCACUAUUCGUGUGGCAUCUGUUGCAACUGUAUAGCUGUAUAUAGCAAUGUAUCAUCAAUUCAUGAUUCUGAUUUUGAGUUUGAUUUGGUGGUCCUUGGUGAGAGGCAUGUGUUGUGUUUUAGUGUAAAUUUUCCAGGAUUUAGAAUUUAUGCUUGUAAUGAGUGUGGGAAGAUUUUGUAUGAGUAAUAACUGUCCUUGCUUGUAAAAGAAAGAUGACGAACAAUAAAAUUCGUGGGUGGAAGCUUUCGAUGCUGGUAUUUACCAA